GCGGGGCUGCGCGCGCAGGGCCUGUGGCCUCCGGGUCCCAGCUGGCGCUGGGGCGCAAGGGGCUGCCAGGUGUGGGUGUUUUCCUUCAGUGGCCGAGAAGCCUAGGGAAGUAAGGGUGCCGCGAACACCAUCUCGUGAGAGUGGAGGUGGUUCGUGAGUGUGUGUGUGUGUGGAUCUGGUGCGGGGUGCCAGCAGCCAAUUCCCGGGGGCUGCUACCCCGCUGUCUUCCUCAUCCUCCCGCUCACCCUGCUCUUUCCCUACGACCCUCCCACGCCCUAACGGUCGCCCUCGGCGGUGGACACCCGGGAAGCAGAUGUGGGGGCAAGCGGGUCGCACCUGCCAAAAAGGGCGUGGGGGACAGCCCGCCACGGCCUCCAGCAGCCUGUGGGGCCUGGGCCGGAGCUGCGGCGGAGGCGCCAGCGGCAAGAAGAGCCUGAGCGCCCGCAACGCCGCGGUGGAGAGGAGGAACCUGAUCACCGUGUGCAGGUUUUCUGUGAAGACCCUGAUUGAUCGAUCCUGCUUUGAGACAAUUGAUGAUUCUUCUCCUGAAUUUAAUAAUUUUGCAGCUAUUUUGGAACAGAUUCUAAGUCACCGGCUAAAAGAGAUGUCCCAAAGUUGCAGAUGGCUGGCUCAUCUCCAAAUACCUCUUCAAGGUCAAGUAACCUGGUUUGGUUAUGAAAGUCCUCGUAGCUUCUGGGACUAUAUCAGAGUGGCUUGCCGGAAAGUUUCACAGAAUUGUAUCUGCAGCAUUGAAAACAUGGAAAAUGUCAGUUCCUCUAGAGCUAAGGGUAGAGCCUGGAUCAGAGUAGCACUCAUGGAAAAACACUUAUCUGAAUACAUCUCUACAGCUCUGAGAGACUUCAAAACAACCAGGAGAUUUUAUGAAGAUGGAGCAAUUGUCUUGGGUGAGGAAGCAAAUAUGCUUGCUGGCAUGUUGCUUGGACUCAAUGCUAUUGAUUUCAGCUUCUGCCUAAAGGGAGGAUUGGAUGGCAACUUUCCUGCUGUAAUAGACUAUACACCGUAUUUAAAGUUUACCCAAAGUUCUGAUAGCAUCAGCAGUGAUGAGGAGGAGCUGAGGACUUUGGGAAGCAGUGGUAGUGAAAGCAGCACUCCGGAGAACGUUGGGCCACCUUUCAUCAUGGAUGAGAAUAGUUGGUUCAACAAGUGUAAGAGAGUUAAACAAAAAUAUCAACUAACCCUGGAACAGAAGGGUUAUCUCGAAGAACUCUUACGACUUCGAGAGAACCAGCUGUCUGAAUCUGUCUCCCAAAACAAAAUACUGCUACAGAGGAUUGAAGACUCUGAUCUGGCUCAUAAACUGGAAAAGGAACAAUUAGAAUACAUAAUUGUGGAGCUUCAAGAUCAGCUGACUGUGCUAAAGAAUAAUGAUUUAAGAUCAAGACAAGAGUUAACUACCCACCUCACCAACCAGUGGCCUUCCCCAGGAGCUCUGGAUGUCAAUGCUGUUGCCUUGGAUACGUUGCUUUACCGAAAACACAAUAAACAGUGGUAUGAAAAAAGUUGUCAAAGUCUUGACCAGUUAUCAGCUGAAGUUAGCCUUUCUCAGUCCUCACUAGAUCCAGGACAGUCACAGGAAGGAGAUGGAAAACAAGACACAUUAAGUGAAGGUAAAGAAGAUACUCCUUCACUACUUGGUCUCUGUGGGUCUCUAACAUCAGUGGCAAGUUACAAAUCUCUAACAAGCCUAAAAUCUAAUGACUACCUUGCAAGUCCUACAACAGAGAUGACAAGUCCAGGUCUAACUCCAUCUUGAAAAAUUUUAUGUAAAAGCCAAAAGUUUUUAUGUUACACAUGUUCAAUUUACAUAAGUUUGACUGCUGGGAAAACCUUUGGAAUUUUCUAUUGUUCUGGCACAUGUCUGGAAUUCUAUUGCUUAUUAUAUAAUUCAGUCCAUUCCAUGUAAACUUCUGAGUAAAAAAAAAAAAAGAUCCUGCCAUUUUUCAUUUUAAACUUCUUAUACUUGUCACUGAGGAAGUAUAAAAUUGAAUAGGCUUAAAAAAAUGUUCAAGUGAUCCUCCAAAUUAACAGUCCAUUGGCAAAUCGUACAUAUAUUUAAAUUUAUCAUAAUUAGUAGAAACUGAGUUCAGUGUUUUAAUCUAGAUGCUUUAGCCAAGUAUUUUCUUUUGCUCUUUUAUUCAAUGAUCAAAUUUUCUAAAAAUGAUUUAUUUUUCAUGAAUUUCUUCCUAGGUUCCAUUGUUUAAAUGCCUUGUCUUUAAAGUGAGGAGAAAGGCUCUCAGCGACAGUUUCACAAUGGCUUGUUCAGAUUUUAACAGUUAUCAUUUGGCAUCAACUAAACAUUCCCCAUAACAUUUUAUAAAUUUUGUAGGAUGUGUCUUCAGUCAGUUUCUGAAUUUGUUAGGGUAAUAGGGAAAGUAUUUUACUGUAUUUUAGGUCAUUUCAGUAAAAUGAUUAAGUUUCUUGUCAUUGUUUCCCCAAGAUUUUCUUAAAAGGUUAUCAGUUUAAAAAUUGAUCAAGCUUAUGCCUCAUAAGUUGGAAACAUUUCAAAACAUAGAACAAAUGUUGAAAAAGUAUUUUAUCAGGAAAGAUUUCAGGAUCAUUUAAGGAAUUGAGAAGCUUUUAAGUAAGGAUCAGUAGGCUAAUCACCACACUUAACACUAUGUCUGACAUCUAGUGCUGUUUUUCUCCCUGGUGUACAGCAACAAAUUGUGUCAUGUAUGCUUCACAGUUUCUAUCAUUAAUCAUGCCCUAAUCUCAUUUUAAAGCUGAUGCUACUGUGAAAAACUGCUGCACUUCUACACUGUAAAAAAUUAGUUUUCUUUAAAAAAAAAAAAGCUAUGAACUGUCUUUUAAAUUUUUGCAAAUUUUGGAACUAUACAUUUGGUCCCUAAAAAUUCCACUGUACUGAGAGAGAAAAUAUCUGAAGUAUAUUUUCUAUAAUAACAUGAGGAAAAAAUGAUCAGUUGUGCCAAAGAAGUUUUAUACAUUGUUUACAUGAAGAGGCUUCUACAAUGCCUAUUGGGGACUUCAUAUACUUAUUUCUAUUUGUUAAUAAAACAUUACAUGCAAACUUAGUAGUUUUGACAUAUAGAAAGAAUGUUCCUCCUAAAAUAUUUUAUUGAGAGGAGAUAAGCACUUAUCACAGUCAUUAGUAAUGUGGGAGUGUGGUGAUUCUCUGCAAUAUUUAGAGCUUUACUCUCAAUUUGGAAUUUGAGAUAAUAAAUAGUAAUAAAAGGCUAGUCUUAUAUGUAAGACAGGUCAAACAGUGUCAUUUUAGGGACAAAGGAGGCCUGGGAACCCUUAAAAUAAAUUAUCUUAGAUGUACCAGAGCAUAUUCUGAGCUUUAUUCCUUUAGCUUAAGGCUUUAGUACUUGUAGUAAUGCAAGUAUUCUUGAGAAAUGGUACCUUUAAUCUAUUCUUAAUUCUGUGUACCCUAUUGUGAGGUAUCUAAAGCAAUCGGUAAGGAAUUCCCGUCGUGGCGUAGUGGUUAACAAAUCCUACUAGGAACUAUGAGGUUGAGGGUUCAAUCCCUGGCCUUGCUCAGUGGGUUAAGGAUCUGGCGUUGCCAUGAGCUGUGGUGUAGAUCGCAGACUCGGCUCAGAUCCCACGUUGCUGUGGCGUAGGCCGGUGGCUACAGCUCCGAUUCAACCCCUAGCCUUGCAACCUCCAUAUGCUGCGGGAGCGGCCCAAGAAAAGGGCAAAAAGACAAAAAUAAAUAAAUAAAUAAAUAAAGCAAUCAGUAAUAAGCAUGGAGAAUGGAAGGAAGGUUUAAAUGAGGACAAUAGAAAUACUGGGAGGAGGGAAUGAGAAAUGGUUUAAGGAGAGGAACUUCAAAAAUUUUAGGAUGGCCUUAAGCACAAUUGCUAUUUUGCUAACAACUAUCAGAAUGUUUAAAUGCUUUCAUUCAUGGUCCACUCUCAAAUGACAUUUAUUAUCCUUUAGUAAUUUUAAAAAAUCAUAUUAAAUUUUUCCAUUCAUUUUUAUAAUAUAGAAAGGAAAUAAUACAAGAUCCCAUAAUUGAUAAAAAUUUUUCAAAUUUGCCCAAUGUGUACAGUAACUUGUGGAUCAACAUGCUGCUAAAUGCAGAUUUAAAACAUGACAUCUGAGGAUUAAUGACUUUUCCUCCUUUCUUGGAGCUCUUGGUAUAAAAUUCAUCUGCUAAUGUGAAUCAGGUUUCUACAUAGUUCAUUUCAUAUUUAGUUAUGAGGUAGUUUAUUAAUGUUUGCAUGAGGUAUGUCUCAGUCUUUAAUUUUAGGUAGUAGUGUUUAUGGUUCACACAUUCUCCUCUAAACAGAAUGCUGAAUUAUAUCCUAAUAUUUCCAUGUGUAUUUUGUUGCCUUGAUGUACUAUAUAUAUUUGUUGCAUGUAUAUUAAACAUUUUGUACCAUGCAGUAGUAGUCUUUUUUCCUUGACAAAAAGUUGCUUGAUUCAAAUUGUACACUGAACCUUUGUUUCAACAAUGGGGUAAAUUUUACUUAAUACCUAAAAUACUAAUAUGAAAAUGGUUUUGGAGAAAUCCUCAUUACAACUCAUGUCAAAUUCUUUUUUUUUUUUUUUUGGCUGCAGGCAAGGCAUGCAGAAGUUCCUGGGCCAGGAUUCGAAACCACACAACAAAAGUGACAAUGCCAGAUCCUUCACCUGAUGAGCCACCAGGGAACUCCAAUACUCAUUUUUUUAAUGAUAUGAUAUACUUUAGAAUGACAACAUCUAUUGAAGUAUCAGCAUUAAAUAAAACCAUAAAUCCUUAAGCAGUAAGUACCAAAUACAAGAUUAUUAUGACUGACAGAAACCUUAAAAAUGCAAGUAGACUAAGCUGGGCUUUACUUAAAUCAUCUUUAUUAGAUUCAAGUACAAGUUUUUAAGUGGUUAAAAAUGUGUCUCUGAGUUCCCGUUGUGGCGCAGUGGUUAACAAACCCGACUAGGAACCAUGAUGUUGCGGGUUUGAUCCCUGGCCUUGUUCAGUGGGUUAAGGAUCAGGCGUUGCCGUGAGCUGUGGUGUGGGUCGCAGACGCAGUUCGGAUCCCACGUUGCUGUGACUCUGGCAUAGGCCAGUGGCUACAGCUCCGAUCAGACCCUCUGGGACCCUCUGGCCUAGGAACCUCCAUAUGCCACAGGAGCGGCUCAAGAAAAGGCAAAAAGACCAAAAAAAAAAAAAAAAGUACUGCUCUUGUGGAAAAACAAAGCACAACUCUUUAACUUUUAGAGCUGUGCCAAAAAUUCUUCCUCGGUUUUCUCUUGCCUUCUUAUUCCUCCUUUGGCGAACAAGGCCCCCUGGCCUCCAUUUCCAAUCUGAUCUCCUACAUGGCCAUGUAAUACUCUCUGCUGAAGCCACUGGCACUAAACACCACUGCCUGAUUGAGACUCCCAACCUCCAGGUAUGUUUGUUUAGUUGGAUCACCUGUCCCAAACUUAAAAGCAUUUCCUGACCCCCAGACUGAGGGGAGAAUUCUGCUUUUCCAUUACUCCUUUUGCAUACACAAAAAGGUUUCACAGCUGAAACCUAAAGGCCAGUGACAUAAUCUGAAAUGUUUUAUCUCCAGUGUUUCUAUACCACCUACCACAUUAAAAGGUCUCAGUAAGUGCUGAAUGAUAAAUUAAAACAUAACAGCAAUUUAAUUUUGAAAAAAUUGAAAAGUGAUUCACUAACCUUUUCCAUAUCCCUGGUAUUUGUGCCCCAGAAAAAAAGAGGGAAAUUUUUAAGAGUCGAUUAUGGUUACAUAUAGUAAACAGUUUUCCUAGAACUAAAAAAUUUAUUUUAACUCAGUAUUACCUUUUUAUUUGUUUUUUCUUGUCUUUUUGUCUUUUUAGGGCCGCACCCAUGGCAUAUGGUGGUUUCCAAGCUAGGGGUCAAAUGGGAGCUGCAGCUGCUGGCCUACGCCACAGCCACAGCAACACAAGAUCCAAGCAACAUCUGUGACCUACAACACAGCUCAGGACAAUGCUGGACCCUUAAUCCACUGAGUAAGGCCAGGGACUAAACCUAUGUCCUCAUGGAUACUAGUCAGAUUCAUUUCUGCUGAACUACAAGGGGAACUCCAAUAUAUUACUUUUUUAAAAAGUCAUAUAUAUAUUAUAUGAAAGGUAACAAACAUGUAAUAUUUGAAUAAGACAUUUUUUCUUAAAAAACUUACACAUAAAUAAAUGUGUAGGUGAGAAAUUUUGACAUUAACAGAAUUACACUGUUUGCUUUUAGAAACAUUACCAAGAACACAAUUUCUAGCCAAGCACUUUUUGGUUGGUACUAUUAAUGCUUCUUUACCACUUACAUCUAGAGAAGCUUCAAUUCAGCCUUCUUUUCAUCCAGAUACACUGCAGGUAAAGUAUGUUAGAAAAAGUGUAGGAUUUAUUAUUGUAGUCAUAAAUAAGAACUUUCCACAAGUGCAGUCAGUAUAGGGGCAGGGGAAGAUGAAUUCCCUUCUGGUAUUUAUAAGUGACUUUACAUUGAAAUAUGUGAUUGCUUUUUGAGAGCACUGUUCAAAAGCUAAAUUUUUUUUGUAUCACUUAUCAAAAAAGAAGCAUAACAAUCAAGGUAAAUUUAGAUUUAAAAAUGUUAAACAUCAGUAUUCAAGAUAAACUUGUGUGUGUGUUUUAUAGAUGUGUGUAGAAAAGCAUUCAUAAUGAUUUUAUAUGAAAAUACUUAGCUGAAAGCACAGUGAUAAUUUUAAGAAAGAACAAAAUAUUUAAAAUAUAAGUUAUAAAUAUUUAUGUUUUAUGGGUAUAUAUGUUGCAAAUUUAAGGUAACAGGAUAAAAUAAACACAAAACUUUAAAUACAAACCCUAUACAGUUUAUUUCUGGUGAAAGUUUUCUAAUGUAAUAGAAAAUACAUUGAUUCUUCAACCAACACUAGAGAAGAUUUGUUGCUUAAAUAUAUUAACUAUGUUUUAGGGGGAAAAAUGCCUCAUAUUUUCAUAGAAUAUACAUAGACUGCAAUAAAGUGCUUCCUCUUACAGGUUACAGAUCCUGAGAAAAUCAAAAAUAUUUUGUUUCUUGAAAUCGUAUCCUUUUUAUUCUAUUCCUACAUUCAUAACUAAAUUAAUCAAACAUUAUUAGCCUACAGUGACCGAAAGCUCUUUCUUCAAGGAGACUGCUGCCUGCUUAGUUCUAAGUCUAGCAUAUGAUGUGAGAUAUGUAAAAUCAAGGGACAUUUUGGAAAUAUUUUAUGACUGAUACCAUAUUAAUAAUCUGUUUUGUUAGAACAAGCCAACAGAAGCGACCUAGAGAACUCCACAAAGGGUGGUCUUGAAUUGCAAGAUGGCUGAAACCAGACUCUUCCUGUGCUGAAAUAUCAUUUUUACUAAAUACAGCAUGGUUUCCUACUGCACACCCAAAUUUGACUGAAGUGAACAUUUAAUAUGGUCAGUAAAGCUCCCUCUGUCUUGCACAAAAAGUAGGUAAUACAGGGUCUUUGAUCAUCAAAAACAGCAGCAUUGACACACAAAUUAUAUUUUUGGUUCAUGAAGA
Molecule: messenger RNA, 7441 nt
Organism: Sus scrofa (pig)
Lineage: Eukaryota; Metazoa; Chordata; Mammalia; Artiodactyla; Suidae
Gene: RUNDC3B
Product: RUN domain containing 3B
Source: RefSeq, a predicted model, not a curated record